Messenger RNA from Sus scrofa (pig), 3875 nucleotides. RefSeq names its product T cell immunoreceptor with Ig and ITIM domains (gene TIGIT). Lineage: Eukaryota; Metazoa; Chordata; Mammalia; Artiodactyla; Suidae. Gene Ontology annotation, molecular function: signaling receptor binding. Gene Ontology annotation, biological process: negative regulation of T cell activation; positive regulation of interleukin-10 production; negative regulation of interleukin-12 production. Gene Ontology annotation, cellular component: cell surface. The record is from RefSeq and is a predicted model, not a curated record.
GGGUCGCUGCCUGGCCAGGCUCCAGCCCUUUGAGCUCCUAGUUUCUGGGUCCCUUCUGGCCGCUACACUGGCUGUGUGCACAGUGGAUCAGGGCUUCAUGACCAAAAAAUGCUGAAUCCAUUUGGUCAAGUUUGUCAGAUGGGUGACUAGCAUUGUACGAAGACCAAAGGUCUGCAUGAAUGACUGCAUUUUUAAUGAAUUGACUGGCUAUUUGGCAUCCCAUGAACAGAAUUUAAUGCCGUGUACUGCAAACUGCUGCGAAGGAUAAUGGAGACAGCUUUUCCAAGGCCUAUUUUCAUUCCUAGGAGAGGGAGGAGGCUCCAUUUGAAGCCUGGUGAGGAUUGGUUCGUGUAGACCAACAAGCCAAGAAGGAAGCAUCCUUGUCCACAGGGGUCUAAGGUGGGACUUGUUCCUCAGAUUGCAGGAACCCAUCUCAAUAGUAUGACUGGAACAUUGUCACAUACCAGUCAACAGUGCUUCAUCAAAAGAAGUCUUCAUCUUUUGAACCUGACCUGGGAGGUUUAGAGCAAGAGUUUAGAGCUUACACUAGCAGGUGCUGGUCUUGAUGCAGAGAGUGGGAGCAUUUGGCUGAGAAGGUCACCACCCUUUGCAGCUGCUGGAUGUUACCCUUGGUUGGGUCUCACCAUCAGCAGUUGGCCAGUUUCGGUGGCAGAAGAGGCCACAGCUGCUUCCUGUCAGCCUCCUGGGCAGAAGCAUGCGGUGGUGUCUCCUCCUGAUCUGGGCCCAGGGGCUGAGGCAGGCUCUCCUCCCCGCCUCAGGAGCCAUGACAGGCAGAAUAGUAACAGUGGGGAACAUUUCUGCAGAAGAAGGUGGCUCUGUCACCUUACAAUGUCACCUCUCCUCUACCACUGCCAAGGUGACUCAGGUCAACUGGAAGCAGCAGGACCAAGUUCUGGCCAUUCGUCAUGACACCUUGGGGUGGCACAUUGACCCACCCUUCAUGAAGCGAGUGGUCCCUGGCCCCAACCUGGGCCUCACUCUCCGGUCACUGACCGUGAACGACACAGGAGAGUACUUCUGCAUCUAUCACACCUACCCUGAUGGGAUUUACACAGGGACACUCUUUCUGGAAGUCCUGCGAAGCUCAGCGGCUGAACACAGAGCUGGGUUCCAGAUCACAUUGUUUGGAGCUGUGGCCACAGUGCUUGCGGUCGUCUGCACAGCAGUCAUGGUGAUGGUCACGUGGGCCAGAAAGAAAUCUCUCAGAACCUGUCCAGCAGAAGGUGCCCUGAGGCAGAUCCCAUCUGAACGGGAGGAGUGUAGGCCCAGGGUCCAGAGAAUACCCGCCAGCAUUGGUGUCCCGGUGGAGGCCGUGGCUGGAGACCUUUACGCGGAGCUCAGGGGCCAGGAUCCAGAUGCCGAGCAGCACGACUACUUCAAUGUCCUGAGUUACAGGAGCCUCGGGAGCUUCAGCUUCCCUACGGAGACUGGUUAGCUCCCUACCUACGGGGACAUCUUCUGGGAGGCACGUUCCUAUCUUUGCUGUUACAGAUGGACGUGUAGGCAUCUGCACAUCCCAGUCCUGUGUGUUUGCGCGUGUAUGUGUGCGUAUGCAUGUACGUGUGCACAGGCACGCGUAUGCCUGUGUACGUGCAUAUGCGUGUGUGUUCAAUUGAGUGAGUGAAUGUCAUCCUCUUUUCUGUUUCCUCCAUCCUUCCCUUCUUCCAUCCUGGCAGACCCCACUGCGGAGCUUGUGUCUUGAUGGUGACUGCAAAGUUAAAAACCAUACAAACACUUGACCCGGUUUUAAAUCUGGCAGUUGGUGCAGUGCCCAUGGCUCUGAGAUAUGCAUUUCCCCCCGAGUAACACUGGGCAGGGUUUGGGGCUGCAGGGCUUUGUGAUGGAUGACAGUGAUGGGCUGACAGCAGAGACUUCUCAUCUCAUUUCUCACUGUCAUUUUCAUCAACGUUCACACACUCCAGGCAUUUUAUGAAUAAGGUAUGUUACCAGUGUCUAUGAGGAGAUUGGAGGAUGACAAAACCAUUGUCUUAGGCCCCAGCCUUUAAGGACUUACAGUUAGGUGGAGAGACAACCUUUACAUUAAAAGGUAGUGAGGAGAUAAGGGUUCAAGACACAGGCCUUUGGGAAGAGAUGUCAGUUCAGGAUGAGGUGGUCAGGAUAAGCUUACCUGUGGUGACAUGGCCUCAGCUUGUGUAGGGGUCAGUGAACCUGGGCUGGAAAAGCAGGAGUUUUUGUCCAGGGAACUCAUAGAAACUGAAGUUGGGAGCUGAAAGUCCUACAUGGAAGGCUUCCAUGUGGGAGGGAGCCAGCAAGGCUUCAGAUUUUUUUUCUGGCCACACCCAUGGCAUAUGGAGUUUCCAGGCCAGAGAUCCAAUCCGAGCUGGAGCUUCAACAUACGCCAUAACUGCAGCAAUGCCAGACCGUAAACCCACUGCACCAGGUCGGGGAUCAAACUCGCACCUCAGUAAUGACCCCAGAUGCUGCAGAGACAAUGCCAGAUCCUUAACCCACUGUGCCACAGCAGGGAACUCCAAAGCUUCACGUUUUAUUCUCAGGGCAGGCAGUUCAAAUUGUCUUCUGCUAGAUGUUCUCAGAGUCCAGCGAUGGUCUGAUUUGGAGGAUUCUAGGCUCUUGCAGCCAUGUGCUCUGGGGAAGCCCUCAGAAAUGGUGUGUGUUCACUGUGGGAGCUGUAGUUCAGCCCUUGGGCCAUGAUCCACCAACCUACUUCUUCUCUAUCAACCUACCAUUGAGCCUUUGAAGAAAGAAUCUGUUUCCUACCAGUGGGAAAAUCUGGAUUGUCUUCCUAGAAAAACAAAGGAGGGUGAUAGAGGGUUUAAAAAUUGAGCACCCUCAAACCAGCUGCCUAGAACCCUCAAAUUCACCCCCUGACCUCUUUGUGCUGGGCUUGGGGUAGCAUCUGAGCUGCUCAUUUCUGUUUUAAUUGGCAUUCAGGUCUUAUCCUCGCACCACUUCUCUUGGCAGAGUGAGGGAGGUUGGGUUUACGGGAGCCUCCUUUCCUUUCCUGGGCAUGCAAGCUGGGAGAUAAACUGUGAAGCAAGACUGUCCUUUGUCAAUGGUUAACACGGAGCCUUGACCUGCUCCCUCAGAAUUAGGCUGGUUGAGUGAGAAGACACUUCAACUCCUGUUCCUCCUCUGAUUUUGAUUUUGGUUUUUUGUCACUUCUCUACCAAACAGGUAUGUAGUCAGGAGCAAUGAGCUGAAAUCUGUCCACAGUGCCAAGUCCUUUGGAAGAAAGCUAGUUACAUGUAAGAAAGUUGUUAUUUGCCAUGGUAGUUCACAACAUUUUUCUUGCAAAACCAGUGCAGGUUGGUGGGGAGUAGACGACAAUUCACAAUUCACAAAUGAACUAACAUGGAAUGACAAAAAGGGCAUGGUGGUUUGACGUGGUGAAGGUGUAUGUUAGGCUGAGGCUGGACUGAGAGUUGGGUGUGACUCACAUGAUUACGGUAGCAGGGAGACAGUUACAAAUGCCAUUUGGAUGGUGACAAAAAUACAAAAGGACCCAUAGAUGUUGUAAAUGGGCCAGGUUACUAAAAUGAGAUUGAAUUAGACAGAAAAUGAAUCUGAAAGUGGAAUUCUUUGAACUAGAAUUUCCUUGGGGAACAGAGAAGACAACCCCCUAAAAGCCAGGUUCCUGGCAAUGUGUGCUGUCCAGGAUGGCAGCCACUCUCUGCGUGUGGCUGUCUGGCACGUGAGAUGGUUAGUCCUGUUGAAAUGGGCUGUGCUGUGAGUGGAAAAUACCAGAUUUUGAAGACUUACUGUGAAUAAUAAGGAUAUAAACUGUCACAUGAGUAAUUAAAAAUAUUGAUGAUAUGUCAGAAUGAUAUUUUGUAUAUAUUGGGUUAAAUAAAAUAUAUUAUUAAAACGAAUUU